Plasmopara halstedii is the source of this 414-nucleotide messenger RNA. RefSeq lists its product as uncharacterized. The record is from RefSeq and is a predicted model, not a curated record. NCBI's taxonomy places the organism in Eukaryota, Oomycota, Peronosporomycetes, Peronosporales, Peronosporaceae. The transcript has 4 exons. The coding region runs from base 1 to 414 and encodes 137 amino acids.
AUGAACUUAAAUGAUCACGAGCUCAAAAGUUGUGCCUGUGUGGCGCGUCAGACUUUGGAAACGUUUUUGACGGAUGCCCAUAAAUUCAAACGUUUUAAUGAGAUUGAUUGGCAGCUUCUUAAAAACGCAUUUGAUUACCCGAGCAUCCUUACGGGUAAUCAAAUGCGUUUGUUAGAAGCUGCAUUGCAGUCUCAUGAUCAAGCGAAGUUGGCUGGAGAGGCUUUGGAAGCAGAGAGUCAGGUCGCUCCAUUUGAGAAGAAGUUAGGUGACGAGACAGUGAUGGAAACGUUUAAGAGUAGUGCGAUUCCUGAUGAAAGUGUGAAUGAUGAAAUGCAUCUAAACGAGUUCCCAUUGCUUCUUACACAAGCUAUAGAUUCAGAAGGACGAUCAAAAUUGGUGAUGCUGAGCAGUUAG